Molecule: messenger RNA, 1272 nt
Organism: Huiozyma naganishii CBS 8797
Lineage: Eukaryota; Fungi; Ascomycota; Saccharomycetes; Saccharomycetales; Saccharomycetaceae
Gene: RPT5
Product: proteasome regulatory particle base subunit RPT5
Exons: 1
Coding region: 1-1272 (423 amino acids)
Biological process (GO): proteasome-mediated ubiquitin-dependent protein catabolic process
Cellular component (GO): proteasome regulatory particle, base subcomplex
Molecular function (GO): ATP hydrolysis activity; ATP binding; proteasome-activating activity
Source: RefSeq, a predicted model, not a curated record
AUGGCGACGCUGGAGGAAUUGGACGUUGUGGGGGACGCUGCUGGCGGGGACGAUGGACUGGCCCUUGAGCUCGGGUCCCUCUCGACGCAGGAGUUGCAGACGAGGAGCAAGUUACUUGACAACGAGAUUCGGAUCUUCAAGUCAGAGUUGCAACGGCUGCAGCACGAGAAGAACGUCAUGCUGGAGAAGAUCAAGGACAACAGGGAGAAGAUCAAGAACAACAGGCAGCUGCCGUACCUCGUUGCGAACGUCGUUGAGAUUAUGGACGGCGGUGCCGGUGAAGAGGACGAAGAAAGGGCUGCGGGAGGGAAAGCCGCUGUGGUGAAGACCUCUUCGAGACAGACGGUGUUCUUGCCCAUGGUAGGGCUCGUGGACCCGGAUACGCUGAAACCGAACGAUCUCGUAGGGGUGAACAAGGACUCGUACUUGAUACUGGACACUUUACCCUCAGAGUUCGACAGCAGGGUGAAAGCGAUGGAAGUGGAUGAGAAACCGACGGAGACGUACUCGGACGUCGGUGGGCUAGACAAGCAGAUUGAGGAACUUGUAGAGGCGAUCGUGCUCCCUAUGAAGCGAGCGGAUAAGUUUAAAGACAUGGGGAUUCGUGCUCCCAAGGGGGCACUCAUGUAUGGUCCACCGGGUACGGGGAAGACACUUCUAGCGAGAGCGUGUGCUGCACAGACAAACGCGACUUUCUUGAAAUUGGCAGCACCACAACUCGUACAGAUGUUUAUCGGGGAAGGUGCUAAGCUUGUCAGAGACGCCUUCGCCCUUGCAAAGGAAAAGGCACCCACGAUCAUCUUCAUCGACGAACUGGACGCCAUUGGGACUAAAAGAUUCGACUCGGAGAAAUCCGGUGACAGAGAAGUCCAGCGGACCAUGCUUGAGUUGCUAAACCAACUGGACGGGUUCUCCUCAGACGAUAACGUGAAGGUCCUUGCGGCAACGAACAGAGUCGACGUGUUGGAUCCCGCAUUGCUCAGAUCGGGGAGACUCGACAGGAAGAUAGAGUUCCCACUGCCCACAGAGGACUCCAGGGCACAGAUCCUGCAGAUCCACUCCAGAAAGAUGACCACGGACGACGAUAUUAACUGGCAGGAACUUGCGAGAUCUACGGACGAGUUCAACGGUGCUCAAUUGAAGGCCGUCACCGUCGAGGCAGGGAUGAUCGCUCUCAGAAACGGCCAGGCCUCAGUGAAACACGAGGACUUUGUAGACGCCAUCGGAGAAGUACAGGCAAGAAAGUCAAAGUCCGUCUCGUUCUACGCAUAG